Molecule: messenger RNA, 3022 nt
Organism: Capsella rubella
Lineage: Eukaryota; Viridiplantae; Streptophyta; Magnoliopsida; Brassicales; Brassicaceae
Exons: 2
Coding region: 118-2829 (903 amino acids)
Source: RefSeq, a predicted model, not a curated record
CGACGACAGAUUUCAGUCAAAGAGGCAGUUGGGCAUCGACGUGAGCUCUGACGCUGCCCUAUCUCCUCCUCUCCUCUUCCUCCAUACUCCGGGUUUGAAAUCUGGGUUUGAUUUAGUAUGAGUAACAAAGAUGAGGCUCUUCGAGCCAAAGAAUUAGCAGAAGAUUGGAUGGGCAAGUCAGAUUUCACAACUGCUCGUAGAGUUGCGAUUAAGGCUCAGAAAAUGGAUGCAACUCUUGAGAAUGUUGUUUCUCGCAUGAUCAUGGUGUGUGAUGUGCAUUGUGCUGCAUUGGAGAAAUCUGGGGAUGAGACUGAUUGGUACAAGAUUCUUCAGGUCGAUCAAAAUGCAGAUGAAAAUACCAUUAAGAAACAGUAUAGGAAGCUUGCCCUUUAUCUUCAUCCUGACAAAAACAAGCUCCCUGGUGCUGAAUCUGCUUUCAAAACCAUUGGGGAGGCUCAGAGGGUUCUUUUGGACAAAGAAAAAAGGAGGAUUCAUGACAUGAGACGAAAACCCGUUUUCAGAAGGCCUACACCUGCACCAGCACCAGCUCCGUCAUUUCAACCCCAGCAAGCCCCGCCCAGAACCUUUUUUAAUCAGCAUGUUUUCCAGACAAAUGUUAAUUCAACAACUAGGAAAAUACCUGAAAACCAGAAAAAACCUCAAGUUCAACCAGCUGGGUUUGAUGGUAGCUCGACCUUUCGUACCUCCUGCGCCUUUUGUCACAGGAAGUAUGAAUAUCAGAGGGAGUUUAUCGACAAACCAAUGAGCUGUUUGUGUUGCGGUAAGCAAUACAUGGCUUUUCAAGAAACUUCCCAUGGUCCAACAGUUCAGACGACUUUUGCAUCCUUCCAACAGAGCAAAGCUCCAACUCAAGAGACAGCCAAGGCACCGGAGAAGCAGCCUGAGAACUCUGCCAAAAUUUCCUCAAGUAAAGAGGGUGCUAGAUCUAAAAAAUCGGGUACUUCUGCUGAAAACACCAAUGGAAAGAGAAAGAGGAAGAAGAUGGUUGAAUCCAGUGACGGCUCUUGCAGUGAGAGUAGCAUUGAGUGCGACAAAGUUCCAGCUGGUGGGCAACAUUCGGGGUCUACUGGUGGACAGCAUUUUCGGAGGUCAGUCCGUAACAAGCAGCAGGUUUCAUAUAAAGAGAAUAAAGGCGAUGAUAACAAUAAAGAAAAGGAUGCAGAAAGUGCUGAGGAGUCUGAUUUCAGAAAGAAAUCACAUGAGAGCCAACGGUUUACAGGAACCUUACCAAACGGUAUAAACAGGAAAAAGAAGAUAAAAGAAGACCAAGUUGGAAGCUCUCGGGGUUCUUAUGCCAGUAAUGCAGCAAAGGAUUCAAGUUCAGGGAGUGCAUCAGAUACAGAGAUUUUUGAGUGUACAGAUCCUGAUUUCACUAACUUUGAGAAGCUGAGGGAAGUAGUGUGUUUCAAAGCUGGUCAGACAUGGGCAAUGUAUGAUGACAUGGAUCGAAUGCCUCGAUUCUAUGCCAUCAUCAGUAAAGUCAUCAGGAAACCUAGUUUCCUGCUUAAAAUACAAUGGCUAGAGGCUAAACCAGAUGAUGAGAAAGCAAUAAAGUGGGUUCACAAGGAAUUGCCCAUCUCUGUUGGUACUUUCAAACGUGGUGGAAAAGAGAACAUAAAUGGAACUCCAUCGUUCUCUCAUCUGAUUCACUGCAGAACAGAAAGUACGAAUGAUACUUUCAAGGUAUACCCAAGAAAAGGAGAAACAUGGGCUCUCUUCAAGAACUGGGACAUCAACUGGUCUUCUGGUCGUCGGCGUUCAUCUCAUGAGUAUGAGUAUGAAUUUGUUGAGAUUUUGUCAGAAUAUGUUGAAGGGGUUGCAAUAGAGGUUGCGUUUUUGCGUAAACUAAAAGGCUUUACAAGUGUCUUUUGUCGAAUUGCACCGGGUGAUGGACCAUACAAAUUUCAGAUUUUGCCUCAUGAGUUGCUUAGAUUCUCCCACAGCAUUCCCUCCACCAAGUUGACAGGAAAAGAAGGGAAUGGAGUUCCCGUUGGUUCUUAUGAGCUCGAUACAGCUGCAUUACCACAAAAGAUUGAAGAAGAAGCUGUCCCUGUCUCAGGAGAAGUUGCCAAGUCUAACCAAGUCCAUCGUUGCUCUCCGCCUUCAUCGGAGCCAGACUGUAUCGUCAUUCCUAAUUUCCAGUUCCACAACUUCAGCGCUGAUAGAUUAGAGGGAAAGUUUGCACCUGGCCAGAUAUGGUCAUUGAACAGCAAAGAGGAUGGCUUGCCCAAGUGUUAUGCCAAGAUUCAGCAGACUAUAUGGAGGCCGGUAUUCAAAUUGCAGAUAAACCUGCUAGAGCCAAAAUUACUUCUUGGGAACGUUACACAGUGGCGCGACAAACAAAUGCCAGUCAGUUGCGGAAAGUUCAUUUUGAAGGAAGGUCAGGACGAGAUACUCACUAAAGUGACUGGUUUUUCACAACAGAUUAAGGCAGAACAGCAAUUCAGGAAAAACGAGUACAUUGUCCUCCCAAAGACCGGCGAAAUUUGGGCAUUAUACAAGAACUGGACUGAAACAAUCAAGGCCGCAAGCUUGAAGAAGUGUGAAUACGAGGUUGUUGAAGUUCUUGAUGACAAUGACAGCCACAUUGAGGUUAUGAUGUUGGAACAGGUGGAUGGGUUUAUUUCGGUGUUCAAGGAAAAGGUGGAAGGAAGCAUCGAUGUGAAAAAGAAGAUCCCGAGGUGUGAAUUGUUCAGAUUCUCUCAUUGUGUUCCUGCAUUCCGCUUAACUGGAGAGAGAGAUGGAGCUCUUAGAGGCUAUGUAGAGAUCGAUCCAAGUGCGUUGCCCAUUAAAUUGCGAAGAUCUUAGACUAAUUCUUGUAGGGAGGUUUAUUUCCUUGUUAGUAGACUAGUAGUUGGUAGUAAAAUGGGUUUUACAUUCCGUCGAAAUGUGUAGUUUUCAGUUCUAGGACGUUAACUUUCAUCCAAAGUAUGUGUCUAACUCCAGUUUUAGUCUACUUAACAACUGUGGAAUCAUGUUGGUGGAAACCCCUUUUCCCAUA